AUGCGCAGGCGAUCUAACUCUGGAGAUCUACAGGGAAAUAACAUCACAAUUCUCUACGAGUCAGAUUUUCAAGAUCUUUCCAAACUUAAAAUUUUGCAGUUAUCAGUUAAUUCGAUAAGAACAAUAGAGAGAGACGCUUUUCAAGAUCUAGUAAAUUUAGAAAGACUACGUCUUAAUGGCAACAGUAUACGACACAUUCCGGAAAAUUUAUUUUCUACAUUGCCUAAUUUAUUUCGUUUGGAUCUUAGCCACAACCAAAUCAGUGUUCUUGGCAAGAAGACUUUUCGUGGGAUUCAAUCACUGAAAAACUUGCAAGUUGACAACAAUCAAUUAACAUGUAUCGACGACAACGCUUUGCGAACAAUGAAAGAUUUGGAGAUUUUAACCCUCAACAACAACAAUCUAACAUGGUUAGGAAAGGACAUGUUCAGCAACAUGUUUCGAUUACGCACCCUGCGAUUAAGCGAAAACCUCUUUCAUUGCGAUUGUCAGCUAUCUUGGUUGGGCAAAUAUUUGCGACACUCUCCAAGACUUGCUCAGUAUACAAGAUGCCAUUCUCCCAGCCACCUUAAGGGACAAGCUAUUGUGGAUCUUCAAGAGAGAGAAUUUAAAUGUUCAGGCUUAGUUGAACGCGCAAUUAGUGGUGAAUGCACUAGUGAACCACAAUGCCCUCAUCCUUGUAGAUGUGCUGAUGGAAUAGUUGAUUGUAGACAAAAAGGCCUAACGAAAGUUCCUGAUCAUCUUCCCGAUGGUAUAACAGAACUGCGUUUUGAACAAAACGAAAUUACCGAAAUACCGCCGAAAGCAUUUGUUGUUCACAAACGACUGCGUAGGAUAGACUUGAGUAAUAAUAAAAUAUCGAAGAUUGCCCCAGAUGCCUUUCAAGGACUAAAAGCCUUAACAUCGCUAGUGUUAUACGGUAAUAAAAUUAAAGAUUUGCCUGCUGGGGUGUUCCAAGGAUUAGUAUCCCUGCAAUUAUUGCUGUUAAAUGCUAACGAAAUUUCUUGUAUACGAAAAGACACCUUUCGGGAUCUACAUAGCUUAAGUUUGCUAUCUUUAUACGACAAUAACAUUCAGUCUUUGGCAAAUGGAAGUUUUGAUUCACUACGAAGUAUUCAGACACUACAUUUGGCAAGAAAUCCCUUCAUUUGUGACUGUAAUCUAAAAUGGUUAGCGGAGUAUCUUCAUAAAAAUCCGAUAGAAACGUCUGGGGCGAGAUGCGAAACGCCCAAAAGAAUGCAACGAAGGAGGAUAGAAUCGUUGAAAGACGAAAAGUUUAAAUGUCAAGAAGAAUUUAGAACAAAGUUUGCUGGAGAAUGCCUGAUAGACAAUGCAUGUCCAUCGGGUUGUUCUUGUGACGGGACAAUAGUUGACUGUUCAGGAAGGGAGUUAAAGGAGAUUCCGAGGGACAUCCCGUUAUAUACAACAGAGCUAUUACUACAUGACAACGACUUAGGACGUAUAAAAUCUGACGGUCUCUUUGGUAGGCUACCUAAUUUAGUUAAGUUAGAUUUAAGAAGAAAUCAAAUUACAGGCAUUGAAGAAAAUUCAUUUGAGGGCGCAUCAAAAAUUUCGGAACUGUUAUUAUCUGAGAAUAAAUUGCUGGAAAUACACAAUAAGAUGUUUUUAGGCUUACAUAAUUUAAAAGUUCUUUCUCUUAACAAUAAUCAAAUAACAUGUGUAAUGCCUGGAUCAUUCGAUUUCCUCCAGUCACUGCACACACUGAAUUUGGUCCAAAAUCCUUUCAUGUGCAACUGUCAUCUAGCAUGGUUUUCCGACUGGUUAAAAAAUAAAGGUUUAAGUGGUUCACCUCCAAGAUGUGCUGGUCCCGAUAGAGUCAAAGAUGUAUUGAUACGGGAACUGCCUAAAACGGAAUUCAAAUGUUUAAGUGAUAGUGACCAAGGUUGCUUAGGAGAAAAUUACUGCCCCCCUAUGUGUUCUUGUACAGGAACAGUAGUUAGAUGUUCCAGAGCUAACCUUAAAGAAAUACCACGUGGAGUUCCGCCUGAAACCUCAGAAUUAUAUCUAGAUUUUAAUGACAUCGACAGGAUACAGGGUGAUAGGAUUAAACACCUAAAAUCUUUGACAAGACUGGAUUUAAGCAAUAAUAAAAUAGCUAUGUUGUCGAAUGAUACAUUUACGAAUCUGUCAAAAUUAUCUACAUUAAUAAUAAGCUACAACAAAUUACAAUGUAUUCAGAGGGACUCGUUACAAGGAUUGUUAUCUCUACGGAUUUUAUCCCUCCACGGCAACCAAAUUUCACUAAUUCCCGAAGGAACAUUUGCCAAUUUGAAAUCUAUAAGUCACAUAGCACUUGGUUCGAAUCCAUUAUAUUGUGAUUGUUCCCUUAAAUGGUUAUCUGACUGGGUUAAGGUUGAUUAUGUCGAACCCGGAAUUGCACACUGUGCGGAACCACCUGCAAUGAAAGACAAGUCGAUUUUAUCUACACCUUCUUCAUUUUUCGUUUGUAAAGGAAAAGUAAGCAACGAUAUUUUAGCGAAAUGCGACGCGUGCUAUACAUUUCCUUGCCAAAAUGAAGGGAAAUGCGUCACUAUGUCUGAAGGGGACUUUCAGUGCAAAUGUGCCCCCGGAUAUCAUGGGAAAAAAUGCGAGUUUAUGAUCGACGCUUGUUACGGCAACCCCUGCCGUAACGAAGGGAGUUGUAAAGUGCUUGAGGAGGGGAGAUUCAGCUGUCAAUGCCUCCCUGGGUUUUCCGGAAUGCGCUGUGAACACAACAUCGACGACUGCCUCAACAACAAGUGCGAAAACAACGCCACCUGUGUCGACCUCAUCGCCAACUACCAGUGCAAAUGCCCCGCAGGAUUCAUGGGUGAUUACUGCGAAAGAAAAAUUCCCUUUUGUACUGAACAAUAUAACCCUUGUAAAAAUAACGCUCGUUGCGUUGAUCACGAUUUUUAUUACACUUGCGAGUGUUUACCUGGUUUUAAGGGCGAGAACUGUACCAUCAACGUCGACGACUGUGAGAACCACAUGUGCCAGAAUGGAGGUACAUGUGUAGAUGGUGUAAAUGAAUAUUUCUGCAAAUGUGCAGGUGAUUACAGUGGAAAACUGUGUGAAAUAACACCAUUAGUUGCUAUGAUGUAUCCCCAAACGUCGCCAUGUCAACAUCACGAUUGCGUCCAUGGUGUUUGCUUUCAGCCAUCUGGAUCCAAUGACUAUUUGUGCAAAUGUGCUCCAGGUUACUCAGGAAAACGCUGUGAAUAUCUCACAAGUCUUAGCUUUGUACAUAAUACAUCUUAUGUAGAAUUGGAACCACUACGAACCAAACCAGAAGCAAACGUUACAAUUAUUUUUGCAACUAAACAAGAAAAUGGUAUACUACUGUAUGAUGGCCAUCAGGAACAUUUGGCAGUAGAACUUUUCAAUGGAAGAAUACGUGUCAGUUAUGAUAUUGGUAACUAUCCAGUAUCUACAAUGUACAGUUUUGAAAUGGUUGCCGACGGAGAAUACCACAUUGCUGAACUUAUAGCUAUAAAGAAGAACUUCACGUUACGGGUUGAUAGGGGUUUAGCAAGAAGUAUUAUAAACGACGGCUCAAAAGAGUAUCUAAGACUAACUACACCCAUGUAUUUGGGAGGAAUACCUCCGGAAGCUGGUCACGAUGCUUUUACCCAAUGGCAUUUGAGAAAUCUUACUAGUUUUCAUGGUUGUAUGAAAGAAGUAUGGAUAAAUCACAAACCAGUUGAUUUUGGCAACGCCCAGACUCAACAGAAAGUUCAACCUGGCUGCGGAAUUGUUGAUCAAGACCGUGAAGAAGAUGAACAAGAAGAUGAAAUGGAUGGAAUGGUUGAAGAACCAGCCAGUCCGCCAGACCCCUGCCUUAGUAAUCACUGUAAGCAUGAUAGCAAAUGUGUAGCUACAAGAAACGGAGAGUACGUUUGCAAAUGUAGACCUGGUUUUAAGGGGAAGUACUGCGAGCAAGCUCCAACUUGUCGAAAAGAGCAAGUUCGCGAACAUUAUACGGAACAUGGAUGUAGAUCAAGAAAGCCUUUAAAAAUGGCCAAAUGUAUUGGUACUUGCGGUUCGAGCUGCUGUCAUGCCAGGAAGAGUAAGAGGCGGAAGGUACGUCUCAUCUGCAAUGACGGCACUCGAUACACCAAAGACAUUGAUAUCGUGCGUAAAUGCGCCUGCACCAAGAAAUGCUACUGACUGACAGACGCCGCUAAUCACAAUUCUAACGCCCAAUCAUCAUUAUUUAUAGCAACGCCCCAAACAGAGACUCUAUACGUGGACGACGAAGAAAAUCAACCAGUUCACGCCCCCAUGACGCAAGACUUCGAACCCGAACCAGCAACUAAUCAACCUUAUAAGUUAACAUUCUACUAUGAUAACGAGAAAAAUCAAAAUAAUAAGAAUAUACAAAACGAUGCACCAUUAGAUCCACAGAAAGAUUAUGAUGGAUUAGUCGUACAAAGUUACGAUAGUUCCUUUGAAGGAAAAAAAGCUGCCAGAUAUGCGAAAGAGUUUAAUGAACACGGCACUGGUUGCAUGCUGUCAGCGUUCCUUUACUUCGUUACAAUAACGUCUUUCGUAUACUUAGCCAUCCUGUGGAUCAAGCAACGAAUGCACAUGCACGUAGAACAGAUGCAAUGGUGGUAGUAUUGCGCCCCCCUGAUUUUAGGAUAUUUCAAAUUUAAUAUUUAAAAAUUAAAGAAAGAAGACAUCCUUUAUUCGAAGUGUUCGAAUUUUUGCGCGAUUGUUUCAUGGGUUAAGAUCUAAAAUUCAGUGUAAGUUAAUACGUUACGUACCUACCUAUGUAGAAAACAAAAAUAAAAACAACAAAUUUUUGGUCCUUAUCUAGGUUUGUGCUGUAUUCUUUUAUAUCUCGAUUAUAAUUUUUACGUUAUUUUUAAUUUUAUUUGGCAACUUUAACUAGUUAGCAAGUGAGUGAUCUCAUUUUUUUCUAAAAUUUUAUCCAAGUAACUAAUAUGGAAUUAAUCUACAGAUUAUAUACCGAAUAAUAAUAAUAUUUAGAGAGUUUAUUCAAUAUCAUGACAGAAGAAAACAAUAACUUUUACAAUUUAUAAGAAAUCACUAUUUACAAGAACAUGUAGAAAUUUUUAUAAGCUUUUUCUGCAAAUUAAUACAAUUUUAUUAAAAGAAAACUCGAAACAGAUCUGAAGUAGAAUAUAAAAAUGAAAAUUAAUACUGAUGAAUCCUCAAGUCUUAGUAAUACGUAUGUCCCAAUCUAUUAUAAUUAGACGUUACUUGACAUAUGUUGGAACCAUAUCCCAUGACUUAUAGAUUCAUGGAAUAUGGUCCCAACCUCUGAAUAUGUAGAUAACUGAAACAGAUUCCAUUUUCUCUCUUUUUCCCCAAAAAAUCUGUUUUACAUUUGUCUUUGUCCAGAGAAUUUUUGAGUUUUAUUCGGCAGUCUUUUUCAUAUAGGUACAUGUGUUGUUGAUAUAUCUGCGUUAAUCGGAUGGACAACAGGAUAAAUGCAAUAUUGGACCUGUAGGUUACGUCGAAAAUUUGCCUGUCGACAGAAGAGACGCGUCCACAAGAUUCUUCUCAAGUUUCAAAAUAUUUUCUCAACUCUUCAAUUCUUUAUGAUUUUUUGAUAUGUUCUGUUAAUCUGCUGGUUAGGAUUACGUCUUUUUAGGAAGCUCCCCAUUGGGUCGAUCCCUGGACGACUAUCCUUAAACUAUUUCACAACAGUGUAUUGCUAUUGGUAAAGAAUUCCACAACGCUUUUCCUUAUUAGUAGUAUUUUCUUGUACUUACUUUCACCUUAUUUUCUUUAUUUUUUAAAACUUCGGUCGUAUCGUGCACCAUAUCAUUCUUAACAAAAUCUUCAGGAUAGUCCAAUCCCAUAGUAUAUUCCAUAGUAUAGGAGACUGUAUUGGGACCGUGCAAGUUCGGCAAAGCGACCCCUAUUUCUACGCUCUGUACUUUUAUUCGCACUUUUAAUUAUAUUGGCCAAUUAUAUUAGUCCUGGUUACUGGAUAAUUGUCAAGGCCAUAGUCCAAAAAAAUAAUAAGAAGAAAAAAUAAGAUGCAGGUUAUGUUAUGCAAACGUAAACAAUUGUAUGUAGUAAAUAAAAUUAAUUAUUAAAAUGCAGUACUGCAAGCAAAAUACAAUUAAUUAAAUUUACCUUUAUAUAAUAAUUGCAUAUCAUAUCGAUAUUGUGGAGCAAUAUAUAAUUUUUCUGCUUCAAUGACAGAAGGUAUGUAAUAUACGUCAAUUUGACAAUUUCAAUUGACAAUAUGAAUUAUUUAAGAUAGUUGCAAUAUUUCUCCGCGACUCGCGCACGGUCGUUUCUCGUUUCCCUUCCAAGUACUUGCACACCGCGAAUACAUAACAUGCUCUAUGUUAAUUUAUUGCGCC
Messenger RNA from Diabrotica virgifera virgifera (western corn rootworm), 6347 nucleotides. RefSeq names its product protein slit (gene sli). Bases 1 to 4170 code for a protein of 1389 amino acids. Gene Ontology annotation, biological process: axon guidance. The transcript has 31 exons. The record is from RefSeq and is a predicted model, not a curated record. Gene Ontology annotation, molecular function: calcium ion binding; heparin binding; Roundabout binding. NCBI's taxonomy places the organism in Eukaryota, Metazoa, Arthropoda, Insecta, Coleoptera, Chrysomelidae.